GGUGGGCUGUGUGCAGUAAACUGGAAUGCUCUCCCUGGCUCACUCAGUGCAGGGGUGAUGUGAAGCAGGGCAAGCUAAGGCUGCAGCUGCCGUUGGCUUUGUGUGGACUGGACUCAGUGUUUGGGAGACGAGGGAGGAUUAUUACUCCAAUUCACAGUCAAUGGAAUUACAGCUACAGCAGCGGUGCACAUAAGAUUGCUUUUUCUCAUCUUUCUGAGAAUACCUGUUCUUGUAUAACGUGACUGCACCAGAAAUUCUGAGAAAGCAGCAAGAAGCAAAAGCUGGAAAUAGCUAUUUCACAGCAGGGCUCUGAAGUAACAGAAAAUCCUUGUGUAAAGACCUCAACACUGCUGACCAUGAUCAGUCCAGCCUGGAGCCUUUUCCUCAUCGGGACUAAAAUUGGGCUGUUUCUUCAAGUGGCACCUCUACCAGUUAUGGCUAAAUCCUGUCCAUCUGUGUGCCGCUGUGAUGCGGGUUUCAUUUACUGUAAUGAUCGUUUUCUGACAUCCAUCCCAACAGGAAUACCAGAGGAUGCUACAACUCUCUACCUUCAGAACAACCAAAUAAAUAAUGCUGGGAUUCCUUCAGAUUUGAAAAACUUACUGAAAGUAGAAAGAAUAUACCUAUACCACAACAGCUUAGAUGAAUUUCCUACCAACCUCCCAAAGUAUGUAAAAGAGUUACAUUUGCAAGAAAAUAACAUAAGAACUAUCACUUAUGAUUCACUUUCAAAAAUUCCAUAUUUGGAAGAACUGCAUUUAGAUGAUAACUCUGUCUCUGCUGUUAGCAUUGAAGAGGGUGCGUUUCGAGACAGUAACUAUCUCCGACUGCUUUUCCUAUCCCGCAACCACCUUAGCACAAUUCCCUGGGGUUUGCCCAGGACUAUAGAGGAACUACGCUUGGAUGAUAAUCGCAUAUCCACUAUUUCAUCACCAUCUCUUCAAGGUCUCACUAGCCUAAAACGUCUGGUUUUAGAUGGAAAUCUUUUGAACAAUCAUGGUUUAGGUGACAAAGUUUUCUUCAACCUAGUUAACUUAACAGAACUGUCACUGGUACGAAAUUCCUUGACUGCUGCACCGGUAAACCUUCCAGGCACAAACCUGAGGAGGCUUUACCUUCAAGAUAACCACAUCAACCGGGUGCCCCCAAAUGCUUUUUCUUACCUAAGGCAGCUGUAUCGACUUGAUAUGUCCAACAAUAACCUAAGUAAUUUACCUCAGGGUAUCUUUGAUGAUUUGGACAAUAUAACCCAACUGAUUCUUCGCAACAAUCCCUGGUAUUGUGGGUGCAAGAUGAAAUGGGUACGUGACUGGUUACAGUCACUACCUGUUAAGGUCAAUGUGCGUGGGCUCAUGUGCCAAGCUCCAGAAAAAGUUCGUGGAAUGGCCAUCAAGGACCUCAAUGCAGAGCUGUUUGAUUGUAAAGACAGUGGGAUUGUAAGCACGAUUCAGAUAACCACUGCAAUACCCAACACAGUGUAUCCUGCUCAAGGACAGUGGCCAGCUCCAGUGACCAAACAACCAGAUAUUAAGAACCCCAAGCUCACUAAGGAUCAGCGAACUACAGGGAGUCCCUCAAGAAAAACAAUUAUAAUUACUGUGAAAUCUGUCACCUCUGAUACAAUUCAUAUCUCCUGGAAACUUGCUCUACCUAUGACUGCUUUAAGACUCAGCUGGCUUAAACUGGGCCAUAGCCCAGCAUUUGGAUCUAUAACAGAAACAAUUGUAACAGGGGAACGCAGUGAAUACUUGGUAACAGCCCUGGAGCCUGACUCACCCUAUAGAGUAUGCAUGGUUCCCAUGGAAACCAGUAACCUCUACUUAUUUGAUGAAACUCCUGUUUGUAUUGAGACUGAAACUGCACCCCUUCGAAUGUACAACCCUACAACCACCCUCAAUAGAGAGCAAGAGAAAGAACCUUACAAAAACCCCAAUUUACCUUUGGCUGCCAUCAUUGGUGGGGCUGUGGCCCUGGUGACCAUUGCCCUUCUUGCUCUAGUAUGUUGGUAUGUUCAUAGAAAUGGGUCCCUCUUCUCAAGGAACUGUGCAUACAGCAAAGGGAGGAGAAGAAAGGAUGACUAUGCAGAAGCUGGCACUAAGAAAGACAACUCUAUCCUGGAAAUCAGGGAGACUUCUUUUCAGAUGUUACCAAUAAGCAAUGAACCCAUCUCAAAGGAGGAGUUUGUAAUACACACCAUAUUUCCUCCUAAUGGAAUGAAUCUGUACAAAAACAAUCACAGUGAAAGCAGUAGUAACCGAAGCUAUAGAGACAGUGGUAUUCCAGACUCAGAUCACUCACACUCAUGAUGCUGGAGGACCUGCAGCAGACUGUGUUUCAGGUUUUUUUAAACCUAAGGGAGAUGAUGGUAGGAACCCUGUUCUACUGCGAAACACUGGAAAAAAAAAAAAAGACUGAGAAAGCAAUGUACUGUACAUUUGCCA
Messenger RNA from Sciurus carolinensis (gray squirrel), 2441 nucleotides. It is a transcript of the gene Flrt3, whose product is annotated as fibronectin leucine rich transmembrane protein 3. Gene Ontology annotation, molecular function: protein binding. Lineage: Eukaryota; Metazoa; Chordata; Mammalia; Rodentia; Sciuridae. The record is from RefSeq and is a predicted model, not a curated record.